This is a messenger RNA of Closterium sp. NIES-65, 11673 nucleotides long. NCBI's taxonomy places the organism in Eukaryota, Viridiplantae, Streptophyta, Zygnematophyceae, Desmidiales, Closteriaceae. The record is from the annotation of a GenBank genome assembly.
AUGCUCCUGGACCAGGCACGCUCCUGGUCCAGGCAAGCUCCUGGACCAGGCAAGCUCCGGGACCAGGCAAGCUCCUGGACAAGGCAAGAUCCUGAACCAGGCACGCUCCUGGACCAGGCAACCAUGGACGUGGUUGUGGACGUGGACGACUUGGACGUGGACGUGGACGUGGACGUGGACGUGGACGUGGACGUGGACAUGGACGUGGACAUGGACGUGGACGUGGACGUGGACGUGGACGUGGACUUUGACGUGGACGUGGACGUGGACGUGGACGUGGACAUUGUCGUGGAGGUGGACGUGGACGUGGACAUGGACGUGGACAUGGACGUGGACGUGGACGUGGACGUGGACAUGGACGUGGACUUGGACGCGGACGUGGACGUGGACGUGGACGUUAACUUGGACGUGGACGUGGACGUGGACGUGGACGUGGACGUGGACGUGGACAUUGUCGUGGAGGUGGACGUGGACGUGGCCAUGGACGUGGACAUGGACGUGGACGUGGACGUGGACAUGGACGUGGACGUGGACGUGGACGUGGACGUGGACAUGGACGUGGACGUGGACGUGGAGGACUUGGACGUGGACAUGGACGUGGACGUGGACGUGGACGUGGACGUGGACAUGGAUGUGGACGUGGACGUGGACGUGGACAUGGACGUGGACGUGGACGUGGACGGGGACAUGGACGUGGACGUGGACGUGGACAUGGACGUGGACAUGGACGUGGACGUGGACGUGGACGUGGACAUGGACGUGGACUUGGACGCGGACGUGGACGUGGACGUGGACGUUAACUUGGACGUGGACGUGGACGUUGACGUGGACGUGGACGUGGACGUGGACAUUGUCGUGGAGGUGGACGUGGACGUGGACAUGGACGUGGACAUGGACGUGGACGUGGACGUGGACAUGGACGUGGACGUGGACGUGGACGUGGACGUGGACAUGGACGUGGACGUGGACGUGGAGGACUUGGACGUGGACAUGGACGUGGACGUGGACGUGGACGUGGACGUGGACAUGGACGUGGACGUGGACGUGGACGUGGACAUGGACGUGGACGUGGACGUGGACGGGGACAUGGACGUGGACGUGGACGUGGACGUGGACGUGGACGUGGACAUGGACGUGGACGUGGACGUGGACGUGGACGUGGAGGAGGUGGACGUGGACGUGGACGUGGACGACGUGGACGUGGACGUGGACGUAGACGUGGACGUGGACGUGGACCUGGACGUGGACGUGGACGUGGACGUGGACAUGGACGUGGACCUGGACGUGGACGUGGACGUGGACGUGGACAUGGACGUGGACGUGGACGUGGACGUGGACGUGGACGUGGACAUGGACGUGGACGUGGACGUGGACGUGGACGUGGACGUGGUCGUGGACGUGGACGUGGACAUGGACGUGGACGACGUGGACGUGGACGUGGACAUGGACGUGGACAUGGACGUGGACGUGGACGUGGACAUUGUCGUGGACGUGGACGUGGACGUGGACGUGGUCGUGGACGUGGACGUGGACGUGGACGUGGACAGGGACGUGGACGUGGACGUGGUCGUGGACGUGGACGUGGAAGUGGACGUGGACGUGGACGUGGACGUGGACGUGGACGUGGACGUGGACGUGGACGUGGACGUGGACGUGGACGUGGACGUGGACGUGGACGUGGACGUGGACAUGGACAUGGACAUGGACUGGGACGUGGACGAGGACGUGGACUGGGACGUGGACGAGGACGUGGACGGGGACGUGGACGUGGACGUGGACAUGGACGUGGACAUUGUCGUGGACUUGGACGUGGACGUGGACGUGGACAUGGACGUGGACUUGGACGUGGACAUGGACGUGGACGUGGACGUGGACAUGGACGUGGACGUGGACGUGGACGUGGACGUGGACGUGGACGUGGACGUGGACGUGGACGUGGACGUGGACGUGGACGUGGACGUGGACAUGGACGUGGACGUGGACGUGGACAUUGUCGUGGACAUGGACGUGGAUAUUGUCGUGGACUUGGACGUGGACGUGGACGUGGACAUGGACGUGAACCUGGACGUGGACGUGGACCUGGACGUGGACAUGGACGUGGACGUGGACGUGGACAUUGUCAUGGACGUGGACGUGGACGUGGACGUGGACGUGGUCGUGGACGUGGACGUGGACGUGGACGUGGACAGGGACGUGGACGUGGACGUGGUCGUGGACGUGGACGUGGAAGUGGACGUGGACGUGGACGUGGACGUGGACGUGGACGUGGACGUGGACGUGGACGUGGACAUGGACGUGGACGUGGACGUGGACGUGGACGUGGACGUGGACAUGGACGUGGACGUGGACGUGGACAUGGACAUGGACGUGGACAUGGACAUGGACUGGGACGUGGACGAGGACGUGGACGGGGACGUGGACGUGGACGUGGACAUGGACGUGGACAUUGUCGUGGACUUGGACGUGGACGUGGACGUGGACAUGGACGUCGACUUGGACGUGGACAUGGACGUGGACGUGGACGUGGACAUGGACGUGGAUGUGGACGUGGACGUGGACGUGGACGUGGACAUGGACGUGGACGUGGACGUGGACGUGGACAUGGACGUGGACGUGGACGUGGACAUUGUCGUGGACAUGGACGUGGAUAUUGUCGUGGACUUGGACGUGGACGUGGACGUGGACAUGGACGUGGACCUGGACGUGGACGUGGACCUGGACGUGGACGUGGACGUGGACAUGGACGUGGACGUGGACGUGGACGUGGUCGUGGACGUGGACGUGGACGUGGACGUGGACGUGGACGACGUGGACGUGGACGUGGACAUGGACGUGGACGUGGACAUGGACGUAGACGUGGACAUUGUCGUGGACGUGGACGUGGACGUGGACGUGGAAGUGGUCGUGGACGUGGACGUGGAUGUGGACAAGGACGUGGACGUGGACGUGGACGUGGACGUGGACAUUGACGUGGACGUGGACGUGGACGUGGACAGGGACGUGGACGUGGACAUGGACAUGGACGUGGACGUGGACGUGGACGUGGACAUGGACGUGGACAUGGACGUGGACGUGGACAUGGACGUGGACGUGGACCUGGACGUGGACGUGGACGUGGACGUGGACAUGGACAUGGACGUGGACAUUGUCGACGUGGACGUGGACGAAGACGUGGACGUGGACAUGGACGUGGACGUGGACGUGGACGUGGACGUGGACGUGGACGUAGACGUGGACAUGGACGUGGACGUGGACGUGGACGUGGACGUGGACAUGGACGUGGACAUGGACGUGGACGUGGACAUGGACAUGGACAUGGACGUGGACUUGGACGUGGACGUGGACCUGGACGUGGACGUGGACGUGGACGUGGACAUGGACAUGGACGUGGACAUUGUCGACGUGGACGUGGACGAAGACGUGGACGUGGACGUGGACAUGGACGUGGACGUGGAUGUGGACGUGGACGUGGACAUUGUCGUGGACGUCGAGGUGGACGUGGACAUGGACGUGGACGUGGACUUGGACGUGGACGUGGACCUGGACGUGGACGUGGACGUGGACGUGGACAUGGACAUGGACGUGGACAUUGUCGACGUGGACGUGGACGAAGACGUGGACGUGGACGUGGACAUGGACGUGGACGUGGACGUGGACGUGGACGUGGACGUGGACGUGGACAUGGACGUGGACGUGGACGUGGACGUGGACAUGGACGUGGACAUGGACGUGGAUGUGGACAUGGACAUGGACAUGGACGUGGACAUGGACCUGGACGUGGACGUGGACGUGGACGUGGACAUGGACAUGGACGUGGACAUUGUCGACGUGGACGUGGACGAAGACGUGGACGUGGACGUGGACAUGGACGUGGACGUAGAUGUGGACGUGGACGUGGACAUUGUCGUGGACGUCGAGGUGGACGUGGACAUGGACGUGGACGUGGACGUGGACGUGGACGUGGACAUGGACGUGGACGUGGACGUGGAGGACUUGGACGUGGACAUGGACGUGGACGUGGACGUGGACGUGGACGUGGACAUGGACAUGGACGUGGACGUGGACGUGGACGUGGACGUGGACGUGGAGGUGGACAUGGAGGUGGACGUGGACGUGGACGUGGACGUGGAGGUAGACGUGGAGGACGUGGACGUGGACGUGGACGUAGACGACGUGGACGUGGACGAAGACGUGGACGUGGACGUGGACAUGGACGUGGACGUGGACGUGGACGUGGACGUGGACGUGGACGUGGACGUGGACGUGGACGUAGACGUGGACAUGGACGUGGACGUGGACGUGGACGUGGACGUGGACAUGGACGUGGACAUGGACGUGGACGUGGACAUGGACAUGGACAUGGACGUGGACUUGGACGUGGACGUGGACCUGGACGUGGACGUGGACGUGGACGUGGACAUGGACAUGGACGUGGACAUUGUCGACGUGGACGUGGACGAAGACGUGGACGUGGACGUGGACAUGGACGUGGACGUGGAUGUGGACGUGGACGUGGACAUUGUCGUGGACGUCGAGGUGGACGUGGACAUGGACGUGGACGUGGACGUGGACGUGGACGUGGACGUGGACAUGGACGUGGACGUGGACGUGGAGAACUUGGACGUGGACAUGGACGUGGACGUGGACGUGGACGUGGACGUGGACGUGGACAUGGACGUGGACGUGGACGUGGACGUGGACGUGGACGUGGACGUGGAGGUGGACAUGGAGGUGGACGUAGACGUGGACGUGGACGUGGAGGUAGACGUGGAGGACGUGGACGUGGACGUGGACGUAGACGUGGACGUGGACGUGGACCUGGACAUGGACGUGGACGUGGACCUGGACUUGGACGUGGACGUGGACGUGGACGUGGACAUUGUCGUGGACAUGGACGUGGACUUGGACGUGGACAUGGACGUGGACAUGGACGUGGACUUGGACGUGGACAUGGACGUGGACGUGGACGUGGACGUGGACGUGGACGUGGACGUGGACGUGGACGUGGACAUGGACAUGGACAUCGACGUGGACAUGGACAUGGACGUCGACGUGGACGUGGACGUGGACGUGGACGUGGACGUGGACAUCGACGUGGACGUGGACGUGGACGUGGACGUGGACGUGGACAUGGACUUGAACAUGGACGUGGACGUGGACGUGGACGUGGACAUUCUGGACGUGGACGUGGACGACUUGGACGUGGACGACUUGGACGUGGACGUGGACGUGGACGUGGACGUGGACGUGGACAUGGACGUGGACGUGGACGUGGACGUGGACGUGGACGUGGACUUGGACGUGGACUUGGACGUGGACGUGGACGUGGACAUUGUCGUAAAGGUGGACGUGGACGUGGACAUGGACGUGGACAUGGACGUGGACGUGGACGUGGACGUGGACGUGGACGUGGACAGGGACGUGGACGUGGACGUGGUCGUGGACGUGGACGUGGACGUGGACGUGGACAUUGGACACGUGGACAUGGACGUGGACGUGGACGUGGACGUGGACGUGGACAUGGACGUGGACAUGGACGUGGACGUGGACAUGGACAUGGACGUGGACUUGGACGUGGACGUGGACGUGGACGUGGACGUGGACGUGGACGUGGACAUGGACAUGGACGUGGACAUUGUCGACGUGGACGUGGACGAAGACGUGGACGUGGACGUGGACAUGGACGUGGACGUGGAUGUGGACGUGGACGUGGACAUUGUCGUGGACGUCGAGGUGGACGUGGACAUGGACGUGGACGUGGACGUGGACGUGGAUGUGGACGUGGACAUGGACGUGGACGUGGACGUGGAGAACUUGGACGUGGACAUGGACGUGGACGUGGACGUGGACGUGGACGUGGACGUGGACAUGGACGUGGACGUGGACGUGGACGUGGACGUGGACGUGGACGUGGAGGUGGACAUGGAGGUGGACGUGGACGUGGACGUGGACGUGGAGGUAGACGUGGAGGACGUGGACGUGGACGUGGACGUAGACGUGGACGUGGACGUGGACCUGGACAUGGACGUGGACGUGGACCUGGACGUGGACGUGGACGUGGACCUGGACGUGGACGUGGACGUGGACGUGGACGUGGACGUGGAUAUUGUCGUGGACAUGGACGUGGACUUGGACGUGGACAUGGACGUGGACAUGGACGUGGACUUGGACGUGGACAUGGACGUGGACGUGGACGUGGACGUGGACGUGGACGUGGACGUGGACGUGGACGUGGACAUGGACAUGGACAUGGACGUCGACAUGGACAUGGACGUCAACGUGGACGUGGACGUGGACGUGGACGUGGACAUCGACGUGGACGUGGACGUGGACGUGGACGUGGACAUGGACUUGAACAUGGACGUGGACGUGGACGUGGACGUGGACAUUGUCGUGGACGUGGACAUUGUCGUGGACGUGGACAUUGUCGUGGACGUGGACAUUGUCGUGGACGUGGACGUGGACAUUGUCGUGGACGUGGACGUGGACCUUGUCGUGGACGUGGACGUGGACGUGGACGUGGACGUGGACGUGGACAUGGACGUGGACGUGGACGACUUGGACGUGGACGACUUGGACGUGGACGUGGACGUGGACGUGGACGUGGACAUGGACGUGGACGUGGACGUGGACGUGGACGUGGACUUGGACGUGGACUUGGACGUGGACGUGGACGUGGACAUUGUCGUAAAGGUGGACGUGGACGUGGACAUGGACGUGGACAUGGACGUGGACGUGGACGUGGACGUGGACGUGGACGUGGACGUGGACCUGGACUUGGACGUGGACGUGGACGUGGACGUGGACUUGGACGUGGACGUGGACGUGGACGUGGACGUGGACAUUGUUGUGGACGUCGAUGUGGACGUGGACAUGGACGUGGACAUGGACGUGGACGUGGACGUGGACGUGGACAUGGACGUGGACGUGGACGUGAACGUGGACAUGGACGUGGACGUGGACGUGGAGGACUUGGACGUGGACAUGGACGUGGACGUGGACGUGGACGUGGACGUGGACAUGGACGUGGACGUGGACGUGGACGUGGACGUGGACGAGGACAUGGACGUGGACAUGGAUGUGGACGUGGACAUGGACGUGGACGUGGACGUGGAGGUGGACGUGGACGUGGAGGACGUGGACGUGGACGUGGACGUGGACGUGGACGUGGACGUGGACGUGAACGUGGACGUGGACGUGGACAUGGACGUGGACAUGGACGUGGACGUGGACGUGGACGUGGACGUGGACAUGGACGUCGACGUGGACGUGGACGUGGACGUGGACGUGGACGUAGACGACGUGGACGUGGACAUGGACAUGGACGUGGACAUGGACGUGGACAUUGUCGUGGACGUGGACGUGGACGUUGACGUGGACGUGGUCGUGGACGUGGACGUGGACGUGGACGUCGACGUGGACAGGGACGUGGAUGUGGACGUGGUCGUGGACGUGGACGUGGACGUGGACGUGGACAUUGACGUGGACGUGGACGUGGACGUGGACGUGGACGUGGACAUGGACGUGGAUGUGGACGUGGACGUGGACGUGGACGUGGACGUGGACGUGGACGUGGACAUGGACGUGGACGUUGACGUGGACGUGGACGUUGACGUGGACGUGGACGUGGACGUGGACAUGGACAUGGACAUGGACGUGGACAUGGACAUGGACGUAGACGUGGACGAGGACGUGGACGUGGACAUGGACGUGGACGUGGACGUGGACGUGGACAUUGUCGUGGACAUGGACGUGGACAUUGUCGUGGACUUGGACGUGGACGUGGACGUGUACAUGGACGUGGACUUGGACGUGGACGUGGACGUGGACGUGGACGUGGACGUGGAGGACGUGGACGUGGACGUGGUCGUGGACGUGGACGUGGAGGUGGACGUGGACGUGGACAUGGACGUGGACGUGGACGUGGACGUGGACGUCGACGUGGACGUGGACGUGGACGUGGACGUGGAGGUGGACGUGGACGUGGACAUUGACGUGGACGUGGACGUGGACGUUGACGUGGACGUGGACGUGGACGUGGACAUGGACGUGGACAUGGACGUGGACGUGGACGUGGACAUUGUCGUGGACGUGGACGUGGUCGUGGACGUGGACGUGGACGUGGACGUCGACGUGGACAGGAACGUGGACGUGGACGUGGACGUCGACGUGGACGUGGAUGUGGACGUGGACGUGGACAUUGUCGUGGACGUGGACAUUGUCGUGGACGUGGACGUGGACAUUGUCGUGGACGUGGACGUAGACGUGGACGUGGAUGUUGUCGUGGACGUGGACGUCGACGUGGACAGGGACGUGGACGUGGACGUGGACGUUGACGUGGACGUGGACAUGGACGUGGACAUUGUCGUAGACGUGGACAUUGUCGUGGACGUGGACGUGGACAUUGUCGUGGACGUGGACGUAGACGUGGACGUGGACGUGGUCGUGGACGUGGACGUGGACGUGGUUGUGGACGUGGACGUGGACGUGGACGUGGACAUGGACGUGGACGUGGACGUGGACGACUUGGACGUGGACGUGGACGUGGACGUGGACGUGGACGUGGACAUGGACGUGCACAUGGACGUGGACGUGGACGUAAAUGUGGACGUGGACGUGGACGUGGACGUGGACGUGGACUUGGACGUGGACGUGGACGUGGACGUGGACGUGGACCUUGUCGUGGAGGUGGACGUGGACGUAGACAUAGACGUGGACAUGGACGUGGACGUGGACGUGGACAUGGACGUGGACGUGGACGUGGACUUGGACGUGGACGUGGACGUGGACGUGGACGUGGACUUGGACGUGGACGUGGACGUGGACGUGGACAUUGUCGUGGACAUCGAGGUGGACGUGGACAUGGACGUGGACAUGGUUGUGGACGUGGACGUGGACGUGGACAUGGACGUGGACGUGGACGUGGACGUGGACAUGGACGUGGACGUGGACGUGGAGGACUUGGACGUGGACAUGGACGUGGACGUGGACGUGGACGUGGACAUGGACGUGGACGUGGACGUGGACGUGGACAUGGACGUGGACGUGGACGGGGACGUGGACGUGGACGUGGACGUGGACGUGGACGUGGACGUUGACGUGGACGUGGACGUGGAGGUGGACGUGGACGUGGAGGUGGACGUGGACGUAGACGUGGAGGACGUGGACGUCUGGACGGACGUGGACGUGGACGUGGACGUUGACGUGGACGUGGACGUGGACGUGGACAUUGUCGUGGACGUGGACAUUGUCGUGGACGUGGACGUGGACAUUGUCGUGGACGUGGACGUAGACGUGGACGUGGUUGUGGACGUGGACGUGGACGUGGACGUGGUUGUGGACGUGGACGUGGACGUGGACGUGGACGUGGACGUGGACGUGGACGACUUGGACGUGGACGUGGACGUGGACGUGGACGUGGAUAUGGACGUGCACAUGGACGUGGACGUGGACGUAAACGUGGACGUGGACGUGGACGUGGACGUGGACGUGGACGUGGACGUGGACUUGGACGUGGACGUGGACGUGGACGUGGACGUGGACAUUGUCGUGGAGGUGGACGUGGACGUAGACAUGGACGUGGAGGUGGACGUGGACGUGGACGUGGACGUGGACAUGGACGUGGACGUGGACGUGGACUUGGACGUGGACGUGGACGUGGACGUGGACGUGGACUUGGACGUGGACGUGGAGGUGGACGUGGACAUUGUCGUGGACAUCGAGGUGGACGUGGACAUGGACGUGGACAUGGUUGUGGACGUGGACGUGGACGUGGACGUGGACAUGGACGUGGACGUGGACGUGGACAUGGACGUGGACGUGGACGUGGAGGACUUGGACGUGGACAUGGACGUGGACGUGGACGUGGACGUGGACGUGGACAUGGACGUGGACGUGGACGUGGACGUGGACGUGGACGUGGACGUGGACAUUGUCGUGGACAUUGUCGUGGAGGUGGACGUGGACGUAGACAUGGACGUGGACAUGGACGUGGACGUGGACGUGGACGUGGACGUGGACUUGGACGUGGACGUGGACGUGGACGUGGACUUGGACGUGGACGUGGACGUGGACGUGGACAUUGUCGUGGACAUCGAGGUGGACGUGGACAUGGACGUGGACAUGGUUGUGGACGUGGACGUGGACGUGGACAUGGACGUGGACGUGGACGUGGACGUGGACGUGGAGGACUUGGACGUGGACGUGGAGGUGGACGUGGACGUGGACGUGGACGUGGACGUGGACAUGGACGUGGACGUGGACGUGGAUGUGGACGUGGACGUGGACGUGGAGGACUUAGACGUGGACGUGGACGUGGACGUGGACGUGGACGUGGACGUGGACGUGGACGUGGACGUGGACGGGGACGUGGACGGGGACGUGGACGUGGACGUGGACGUGGACGUGGACGUGGACGUGGAGGUGGACGUGGACGUGGACGUGGACGUGGACGUGGACGUGGACGUGGACGUGGACGUGGACGUGGACGUGGACGUGGUCGGACGUGGACGUGGACGUGGUCGUGGACGUGGACGUGGACGUGGACGUGGACGUGGACGUGGACGUGGUCGUGGACGUGGUCGUGGACGUGGACGUGGACGUGGACGUGGACGUGGACGUGGACGUGGACGUGGACGUGUCGUGGACGUGGUCGUGGACGUGGACGUGGACGUGGACGUGGACGUGGACGUGGACGUGGACGUGGACAUGGACGUGGACGUGGACGUGGUCGUGGACGUGGACGUGGUCGUGGACGUGGACGUGGACGUGGACGUGGACAUGGACGUGGACGUGGACAUGGACGUGGACGUGGACGUGGACGUGGACGUGGACGUGGACGUGGACGUGGUCGUGGACGUGGACGUGGACGUGGACAUGGACGUGGUCGUGGACGUGGACGUGGACGUGGACAUGGACGUGGACAUGGUCGUGGACGUGGACGUGGACGUGGACGUGGACGUGGACGUGGACGUGGACGUGGACGUGGACGUGAACGUGGACGUGGACGUGGACGUGGACGUGGACGUGGACGUGGACAUGGACGUGGACGUGGACGUGGACGUGGACAUGGACGUGGACGUGGACGUGGACGUGGACGUGGACGUAGACGUGGACGUGGACGUGGACAUGGACGUGGACGUGAACGUGGACGUGGACGUGGACGUGGACAUGGACCUUGUCGUGGACGUGGACGUGGACGUGGACGUCGACGUGGACAUUCUCGUGGACGUGGACGUGGUCGUGGACGUGGACGUGGACGUGGACGUGGACGUGGACAUAGACGUGGACGUGGACGUGGACGUGGAUGUCGACGUGGACAUUGUCGUGGACGUGGACGUGGACGUGGACGUGGACGUGGACGUGGACAUGGACGUGGACAUGGACGUGGACGUGGACGUGGACGUGGACAUGGACGUGGACGUGGACGUGGAGGACUUGGACGUGGACAUGGACGUGGACGUGGACGUGGACGUGGACAUGGACGUGGACGUGGACGUGGACGUGGACGUGGACAUGGACGUGGACGUGGACGUGGACGGGGACAUGGACGUGGACGUGGACGUGGACGUGGACGUGGACGUGGACGUGGAGGUGGACGUGGACGUGGAGGUGGACGUGGACGUAGACGUGGAGGACGUGGACGUGGACGUGGACGUGGACGUGGACGUGUGA